AUAAAACUCAAAAGUCUUGUAUUUGUGCUUGUUUUUUGUUUCGUCCCGUGCUGUCAAACAAUGUUUAAUGUGUGCCGUCUGUGUCUAGCAAGCGACGCCACCUUUUCGAUUUUCAAUGGGCAAACCGCCGUAAGGAUAAUGGCUUGCACUGCUGUCGAGGUGCAGCCUAACGAUGAUCUGCCUCAGCGCAUCUGUGCGGUAUGCCGUUUGCGAGUCGAGGAGUACUAUGCCUUUCGCAAACGCUGCCACGCCGCGGAUAGAAGGCUGCGGCGUAACAAGGUGCUGCAGAGCCAGGACCCGAAUGGCACGCUGGUAGACAAUUUGGUGGCCGCCGAGGAGGAGUUUGAGUUGCACGAUGUGGCGGGCUGCACAGCCACAGCCUGCUCCGAGAGCAGCGCUCAGUGGCGCAUGCAGACGGCUGAACUUAUCCGGACCGAAAUCGAUUCCUACAAAAAGCAGCUGCUCAGCGUAUGCAAGCUGGAAGUGCGCACGGAGAUCGAACAAGAGGUGCGCCAGGAAGUGGAGGAGCUAGUUGUGGAAGACGCGAAGAAGAAGUGCCGCAUCAGCGUCCUGGAUGAUGUGUUCUAUGAGAUGCAGCGAUUCUUCCUACGCAAACGCAACGAGACACUCUACGGCAAUGUCAAUGACUCCGAGAGCUACUGCUCCGACUCGGAGACACUGCAGCCGGUAAGCGUUACGUCCGUGUGUCAGGGGAUUGCGGUUGAAGGAUCCGACUUUUACGAAGCUGAAGCUCAGCCCGGGGCAGUGGCUAUCAAGCGCGUUGAGGAGGCCAUGGAAGAUGCCAAUGUGAGCAUUGUGGAUCUUCUAGAUGAUGAUCCAGAUCCGAAAACUCCUUCGAACACAGCACCAGCCACAGCUCCUAGACAAAUUGUGCCAGUGACCAUGGUGGAAAUACCCAUGACGGGUACAGAAUUGAAUCACUUGCGAGAAGAUUUCAGCACCGAUACGUUCCUGUCUUUUGGACCUACCACUGAAGUAACCAAGCCGAAGCCUCCAUCUCUCAAGAAAGUUCGUUUCGAAACUCCGAAAAAGAUAAAAGAUAGCCCACGCCGGAAGGAGCGUGGCAUAUUGUGUCGCAAGCACAGCCAACGGUACGACUCGGCAGCCGUGGACCCUGUUAACUGUGUGCGCUGUCGUCUUAGAUGCGGUGAUAGGCGUCAUUCGACCGUGUCGUAGCAUCGGCCGCAAUAAUGACCAUAACUAUAUGUAUCCAUAUGUGUAUGUGUUUUUUAAUAGUUAUACUUGUCAAGCUUGCUAUGAUUGUCAUAAG
This is a messenger RNA of Drosophila obscura, 1291 nucleotides long. RefSeq lists its product as uncharacterized. Gene Ontology annotation, molecular function: zinc ion binding. Lineage: Eukaryota; Metazoa; Arthropoda; Insecta; Diptera; Drosophilidae. Bases 61 to 1197 code for a protein of 378 amino acids. Gene Ontology annotation, cellular component: nucleus. The record is from RefSeq and is a predicted model, not a curated record. The transcript is spliced from 2 exons.